AUGCCGGUGAGGGAAAAGAAAGAUUGGGUGAAUUCAGGGAAAGGGUAUGUGUAUCCUAUUGAAAACGGAGUGACUGGGAAAGCUACCCAAGUUUCAGACACGAAAUCGCUCAGAAUAGUGGGAUCAAAGGUUUUGAAAACGGUACUCGCCGGAAAACAAUGGCGGAUUCUGUCUAUCUGUGGAUCGGUGAAGCAGCAACGCUCUUUCAUGGAAUCUUCAAUGAUCCCCUGGCUUUUAAGAGGACUAUCUUUGGCUAUAGGCCUUGCAAUUACCACUCAUUCAGCAGUUAUAGACGAUCAAGAUCUACAACAGUAUGUCCUACGGGAAUUGGAAACUCUUCUUGAUACGAACUCAACUUCACGUUCGUUGGUUGAGUACGGUCUACCAAUGCCAGAUGCUUUUGUAGUUUCGGCGCUUGGGAACAACCUUCUUUUAGAAGAGAAAAGCUAUGACAAAGACGCCUUACGCGUUGAACACAUGAGUCUCCACGAGGGCCUUCGACCAGGGCAACUAGCUGUAUACAAUGCAGUUAUGUCUUCAAUUGAAAAUGGAACUCAAAGUUUAUUGUUUGUUUACGGCCAUGGUGGAACAGGAAAGACAUACUUAUGGAAAACGAUCAUUGCACAUCUUAGAUCAAGAGGUGAAGUUGUACUUGCUGUCGCAGCAUCAGGUAUCGCAUCACUGUUGCUUCCAUCUGGUUGGACUGCACACUCCAGAUUUAAAAUUCCAUUGGAACUAACUGAAGAGUCCAUUUGUUACAUAAAGAAGAAGUCAAACCUAUGUAAUUUGCUUUUACAAACCACUCUAACAAUAUGGGACGAGGCUCCAAUGAGUGAUCACAUAUGUUUUGAGUCCCUAGAUAAGACACUUAAGGAUUUAACAUCAAACACUUCACAAUAUUUUGGCGGAAAAUCAGUUUUACUAGGAGGCGACUUCAGGCAAACAUUACCAGUAAAACCUAAAGGCACAAAGGCUGAGGUUAUUGGAGCUUAUCUACCCAAUUCAUACUUAUGGAAACAUUUUACUGUGUAUAGGCUCACUGAAAACAUGCGCAUAAAUUCUCUUUCAACAACCUCAGCCACAGGAGCACAGUUGCAAAAUUUUUCAGAAUGGCUCCUAAGAAUAGGGGACGGGAAGGAAGGUCUCGUCGUGGAUUUUGCUGAACCUGACAUCAGAAAGAUUGAAAUACCACCCGAGUUCACACUAAAGGACCCGAAUGAUGGCCUUCAAAAUCUUAUUUCUUUAAUCUAUGAUGCUCAACUACUAGCAAACCCAUCACCAGCUGCAAUAUCAGAACGUGCUAUUAUAUGCCCAAAGAACGACACAGUUGACGAGAUCAAUGACUUGGUUCAUGCAAUGUCGCCUGGGGAAUGCACCUCAUAUUUCAGCACUGAUUCAAUGGUUCCACAUUCAAAGGAUGGAAGCGAGAUAGAUGCUAUGUACCCACCUGAAUACUUAAAUGUGCUUAAUUUCAAUGGUAUUCCCAGUCAUUGUUUACGCCUUAAAAGAAAUAGCCAUAUCAUGUUAAUGCGUAACAUGGAUCCAAAAAACGGCUUAUGUAAUGGUACUCGACUUUUGGUGACACAACUGCUUCCACGAGUGAUUGAGGCCCGCAUUAUAACUGGAACGUCAGUUGGUAAGAAAGUAUACAUACCGAGAAUCAAUUUUGUGCACGACACUAAAGAUAUACCGUUUGUGUUUACAUGUCGUCAAUUCCCGGUUAAAAUCUGUUAUGCAAUGACUAUAAACAAGAGUCAAGGCCAGUCACUCAAAAAAGUUGGGCUCUACUUACCUGAGCCUGUUUUUAGUCACGGCCAACUAUACGUCGCCUUAUCACGAGCUACCUCACCAAAUUCAUUGAAAAUACUCGCAUCAAAUAAGGCAGGCGAACAAAAAAACACAACGUUAAAUAUUGUUUACACAGACUUGCUAAAUGACAUUAAUUCACAACAGGUUUCUGAAAAUGGACAACAACGGAAUAUCGGGAUUGCGACCCAAUGGCCCAGCACCAGCGCUAGAAGUGCCUGUCAUUCGGAAGUGGGUGCCUAA
This is a messenger RNA of Helianthus annuus (common sunflower), 2049 nucleotides long. Its product is annotated as ATP-dependent DNA helicase pif1-like. Gene Ontology annotation, biological process: DNA repair; telomere maintenance. The transcript has 3 exons. The coding region runs from base 1 to 2049 and encodes 682 amino acids. NCBI's taxonomy places the organism in Eukaryota, Viridiplantae, Streptophyta, Magnoliopsida, Asterales, Asteraceae. The record is from RefSeq and is a predicted model, not a curated record. Gene Ontology annotation, molecular function: ATP binding; DNA helicase activity.